CAAUCAAGAGCCACGCCUUCAUCCUGAGUCAGUACCCAAUUGCUGCUCGAAGAGUCCAGAGGACGCAGUCGGGAUUGGCCACCAGUAUGCCCGACCUGGCCGCAACAAGUUAGGCUGAAUCGUCGUUAUAUAGCCCGGCGACGGAGCACGCGUGUGUGCGGACGCGUUUGCGUGAGGGGUUUCUACCUUCUCCCGUGCCGUGGAGCAGCGCUUGUUCCUCUCCCGCUCAGCCGUGCAGGUUGAAUCGACCAAAGCAAUGGUUAUGGAGAAGCCUAGUCCCCUGCUGGUCGGGCGGGAAUUUGUGAGACAGUAUUACACACUGCUGAAUCAGGCCCCAGACAUGCUACACAGAUUUUAUGGAAAGAACUCUUCUUAUGUCCAUGGGGGAUUGGAUUCAAAUGGAAAGCCAGCAGAUGCGGUCUAUGGACAGAAAGAAAUCCAUAGGAAAGUGAUGUCGCAAAACUUCACCAAUUGCCACACUAAGAUCCGCCACGUCGAUGCUCAUGCCACUCUGAAUGAUGGCGUGGUGGUCCAGGUGAUGGGCUUGCUCUCUAAUAACAACCAGGCUUUGAGGAGAUUCAUGCAGACUUUUGUCCUUGCUCCUGAGGGCUCUGUUGCAAAUAAGUUCUAUGUUCACAAUGAUAUCUUCAGAUACCAAGAUGAGGUCUUUGGUGGCUUUGUCACUGAGCCUCAGGAGGAAUCUGAAGAAGAAGUGGAAGAACCUGAAGAAAGACAGCAGACACCUGAGGUGGUCCCUGAUGAUUCUGGAACUUUCUAUGAUCAAACUGUCAGCAAUGACUUAGAAGAACAUUUAGAAGAACCUGUUGCUGAACCAGAGCCUGAUCCUGAACCAGAACCGGAACAGGAACCUGUUUCUGAAGUCCAAGAGGAAAAGUCUGAGCCAGUGUUGGAAGAAAGUCCUCCUGAGGAGGCUCAGAAGAGCUCUUCUCCAGCACCUGCAGACGCAGCCCAGACCGUGCAGGAGGACUUGAGAACCUUUUCUUGGGCAUCUGUGACCAGUAAGAACCUUCCACCCAGUGGAGCUGUCCCAGUUACUGGGAUACCACCUCAUGUUGUUAAAGUCCCGGCUUCACAGCCUCGUCCGGAGUCUAAGCCUGAGUCUCAGAUUCCACCGCAGAGGCCUCAGAGGGAUCAACGAGUUCGAGAACAGAGAAUAAAUGUUCCUCCCCAGAGGGGACCUAGACCAGUCCGUGAGGCUGGUGAGCAAGGUGAUGCUGAACCGCGAAGAAUCGUGAGACACCCUGACAGUCACCAGCUCUUCAUUGGCAACCUGCCUCAUGAGGUGGACAAAUCAGAGCUUAAAGAUUUUUUUCAAAAUUAUGGGAAUGUGGUGGAGCUGCGCAUUAACAGCGGCGGGAAGUUGCCCAAUUUUGGGUUUGUUGUGUUUGAUGACUCGGAGCCUGUUCAGAAGGUCCUUAGCAACAGGCCCAUCAUGUUCAGAGGUGAGGUCCGCCUGAAUGUGGAAGAAAAGAAGACUAGAGCCGCCCGGGAAGGGGACCGUCGAGAUAAUCGCCUGCGGGGACCUGGAGGCCCUCGAGGUGGGCUGGGUGGUGGAAUGAGAGGCCCACCCCGUGGAGGCAUGGUGCAGAAACCAGGAUUUGGAGUGGGACGGGGCCUGGCUCCAAGGCAGUGAAUUCCUCUUCACUGAUUUUCACACAGCAGUACAAAUCCUAGCUCCUUCCAAAUGGUGAAUUUCUUCAGCCAACCUUUGGUAUCUUGGAAUAUGACCCUAGUCUAUUAUAAACUGCUUCAGUUUGUACAAUUUUACUUUUUGUGUUAAAAUGGUGUGUGCUCCUUCCCGCCCUCCCUUCCCUCUCCUCACCUUUAAAUCCUUCACUUCCAAUUUUGUGGAAUGAUAUUUUAGGAAAAACAGAUUUUUAAAGAAGAAAAAAAAGACUGAAUUUCCUUGCUUUAUUUGCGUAUACAGACUGGAUUUUUUUUUUUUUUUAACAGCCAUUUCCCCAAAGGAAUGUGUCUUGCUUAUUACUGACAUUUGGUAUGUUUCAUUCAUUGGAAUAUUUCUUACUUAUUUUCUACGUGUUUCAAAAGCCUGUGAGAAUAACAGGAUUUGAUAAACAUUUUGAAGGCAGAAAAAACCCAAAUUAUUUCUUCUUUGAGAGUCAUGACUACCUUCUGGUGUGGAGCAAUUGCCAUUGGAAAAAUUGACAAUUUUGUUGAUUCUCACUGGUAUGGUUAAAAACUGAAUAAAAGGUAUUAGUGGAGUUUUUUUUUUACUUCUAUGUGGUCACAAAACAAUUCUAAAACCUACUGUUUUUACCAUUGAAAUUUAAAUUGUGAGUUAGGUUUUAAAUGUCUAGAAUGCAACUGAUAGGCUUUUCUUGAACUGUUAGGUUUUUUUUUUGAAGUAGAGUUUUUUCAUGUUUAAUUUGUUUGUAAAAAAAGGAAAAACACAAAAAAAAAUUUUUUUGAAGUCUGAAUAACCCAAAACCGGAGCAAAACUGUUGUGCCUUCUAUUUAUCUUUGAUUCCAGUCUUGGCAAUUGUUUAAAGAAAGAUAAUAAAAAAAAAAAAAAACCCUAGAUUUGUUCUGUCAGGUUCAGAGUAUGUUGGGAAUUGCAGAAUCCCUCUUUCACCCU
Molecule: messenger RNA, 2617 nt
Organism: Camelus dromedarius (Arabian camel)
Lineage: Eukaryota; Metazoa; Chordata; Mammalia; Artiodactyla; Camelidae
Gene: G3BP1
Product: G3BP stress granule assembly factor 1
Exons: 12
Coding region: 257-1654 (465 amino acids)
Cellular component (GO): cytosol; ribonucleoprotein complex
Molecular function (GO): mRNA binding
Source: RefSeq, a predicted model, not a curated record